GCUCCUCACACCUUGUAUUUUGAGUAACGAGAGUCAGUCCGUGAUCUUCCACUUUUCUCUUACGUCUCGCUGAAGGAGACUAUUCCUUCUUCGAGUUUGCCUUCCUUUUCUUCUCCUUCUUCUUCUUCUUCAUCAGUUUUUGAGCUCUGUUUCUUCUUAAUUAUUUUUUCUUUGAAUUCGACCAACAUCGCCCGCUGAAAAUUCUAUUUAUAGAUACUCAGGUGCUCAAUCUCAAACAUGACGGUCACACCAAACAUCAACAUUAACGAUGGGAACCUGGUGGUUCAAGGCAAGACCAUAUUGACUGGUGUUCCAGACAACAUUGUGCUUACACCAGGAUCUAGUGGGGGCCUUGUUACUGGAACCUUUAUUGGUGCCACCGCCUCCGAUAACAAGUCACUUCAUGUCUUUCCCAUGGGCGUUUUAGAGGAUCUUCGGUUCAUGUGUUGUUUCCGAUUCAAAUUAUGGUGGAUGACUCAAAGAAUGGGUACAUGUGGGAAGGACAUUCCUUUCGAGACCCAAUUCAUGCUUGUGGAAAGCAAAGAUACCGAAGGGGGUGAGAAAGAUGAUGGACCAACCAUCUACACAGUCUUCCUGCCUCUGCUCGAAGGCCAGUUCCGUGCUGCUCUGCAAGGCAACGAGAAGAAUGAGAUCGAGAUAUGCCUCGAGAGUGGAGACAAAUCUGUUGAGACCAACCAAGGCCUUCACCUUGUCUACAUGCAUGCUGGGACCAAUCCAUUUGAAGUCAUUAACCAAGCUGUUAAGGCUGUGGAGAAACACAUGCAAACUUUUCUUCAUCGUGAAAAGAAGAAGUUGCCUUCAUUCCUUGAUUGGUUUGGCUGGUGUACAUGGGAUGCCUUCUACACUGAUGUUACUGCUGAGGGUGUUGAAGAAGGCCUCAAAAGUUUAUCAGAGGGAGGGACACCUCCACGAUUUCUUAUCAUAGAUGAUGGUUGGCAACAGAUUGAAAGUAAACCCAAAGAUGAGAAUGUUGUUGUCCAAGAAGGAGCACAGUUCGCAAGCAGACUGACAGGUAUAAAAGAGAAUGAGAAGUUCCAAAAGAACGGCCAGAACAAUGAACAGGUUCCAGGCCUGAAACAUGUCGUGGAUGAAGCUAAGCAACGUCACAAUGUGAAAUUCGUGUAUGUUUGGCAUGCUCUGGCUGGGUACUGGGGUGGUGUGAAGCCAGCAGCAUCUGGUAUGGAGCACUACGAUACUGCUUUGGCAUAUCCAGUUUCGUCCCCUGGUGUUAUGGGUAACCAACCGGACAUAGUCAUGGACAGCUUGUCUGUCCAUGGCCUUGGCCUGGUACCUCCAAAAAAAGUUUUCAACUUCUACAACGAGCUCCAUUCGUACUUGGCAUCAUGCGGAGUGGAUGGAGUUAAAGUUGAUGUUCAGAACAUCAUUGAGACUCUUGGUGAUGGUCAUGGUGGUAGAGUUUCUCUAACCCGCAGCUACCACCAGGCUCUUGAGGCUUCAAUUGCUCGGAACUUUCCAGACAAUGGAUGCAUCGCAUGCAUGUGUCACAACACUGAUGGGAUCUAUAGUGCCAAGCAGACUGCUGUUGUGAGAGCUUCAGAUGACUUUUAUCCUCGGGAUCCUGCUUCCCACACCAUCCAUAUUUCCUCUGUGGCUUACAAUACACUUUUCCUAGGGGAAUUUAUGCAACCUGACUGGGAUAUGUUCCAUAGUUUACACCCAGCAGCAGAGUAUCACGGUGCAGCUCGCGCUGUUGGUGGAUGUGCAAUCUAUGUCAGUGAUAAGCCAGGAAACCACAACUUUGAGCUCCUGAGAAAGCUUGUCCUCCCUGAUGGAUCUGUUCUCCGUGCCCAGUUACCUGGGAGACCAACCCGUGAUUGUCUCUUUGCCGAUCCAGCUAGAGAUGGAACCAGUUUGCUCAAAGUAUGGAAUGUGAACAAGUGCUCGGGAAUCCUUGGUGUUUUCAACUGCCAAGGUGCUGGUUGGUGCAAGGAACUCAAGAAGACCCGAAUCCACGACGCAUCUCCUGGUACCCUCACUGGCUCUGUCCAUGCUUCUGAUGUUGAUUCUAUAGCUCAAGUUGCGGGUGCUGAUUGGAAUGGAGAAGCAAUAGUUUACUCCUACAAAUCAGGGGAGGUCAUUCGAUUACCUAAAGGAGCUUCAAUUCCAGUGACACUCAAAGUUCUCGAAUAUGAACUUUUCCAUUUCUGCCCUCUCAAGGAAAUUGCAUCCAACAUCUCAUUUGCUCCAAUAGGCCUGCUCGAGAUGUUUAACUCAUCCGGUGCCAUUGAGAAGUGCGAUGUCCACAAAGCUUCCCAGAAACCAGAGCUCUUUGAUGGUGAAAUUUCAUCGGAGCUGGCCACUUCUCUCAAUGACAAUCGAUCUCCAACAGCCACAAUCUCUCUCGAGGUCAGGGGAUGUGGACGGUUCGGAGCUUAUUCUUCCCAACGGCCACUGCGUUGUUCCCUGGACAACUCUGAGACUGGCUUUGACUAUGACUCUGACAGUGGAUUAUUGACCCUUGCCAUCCCAGUCCCACAGGAGGACAUGUACAGAUGGCACAUAGAAAUCCAAGUUUAAGUUAAAAAUCUCUCUUAUAACAAAUAACAGCAGUAUUUCACCAUUUAGAUUGUUAGGGCUUGGUCAGUUUCGUAUUAAGAAAGAUUUGUAAUGGGGUUAUGUCAUUGUUGUAAUAUGAGAGGGGCCUUAUUGGGAAACGACAUGCUUUGAUUAGCUUUUAUUGUUGGUGUUGUUGAGUACUUGUAUGCAAUAAAAAUGUCUCGUGUCUCUAGUAGUAUGUGUAUCUUACAACUCUCUGUCUCUCUCUACCGUUGUAGAGAUAUUCAUAUAGUAUUAGCAAGCUAUGUAGUCCAUCAAGUGCUUUUGCAAUAAAAGUUGCUUUGCCUA
This is a messenger RNA of Humulus lupulus (European hop), 2886 nucleotides long. Its product is annotated as probable galactinol--sucrose galactosyltransferase 2. The record is from RefSeq and is a predicted model, not a curated record. The transcript has 14 exons. Lineage: Eukaryota; Viridiplantae; Streptophyta; Magnoliopsida; Rosales; Cannabaceae. Gene Ontology annotation, molecular function: raffinose alpha-galactosidase activity. Bases 238 to 2559 code for a protein of 773 amino acids.